This is a messenger RNA of Anopheles maculipalpis, 562 nucleotides long. It is a transcript of the gene Naa20A, whose product is annotated as N-alpha-acetyltransferase 20. Gene Ontology annotation, molecular function: protein-N-terminal amino-acid acetyltransferase activity. The coding region runs from base 33 to 554 and encodes 173 amino acids. NCBI's taxonomy places the organism in Eukaryota, Metazoa, Arthropoda, Insecta, Diptera, Culicidae. Gene Ontology annotation, cellular component: NatB complex. The record is from RefSeq and is a predicted model, not a curated record. Gene Ontology annotation, biological process: N-terminal peptidyl-methionine acetylation. The transcript has 4 exons.
UUACAAUUUAAAUACUCCUAAAUAUCUACAACAUGACUACCUUGAGGCCCUUCACCUGCAACGAUAUGUUCCGCUUCAACAAAGUGAAUCUGGACCCGUUGACCGAAACCUAUUGCCUUUCGUUCUACAUGCAGUACCUCGCACAUUGGCCCGAAUACUUUCAGGUGGCCGAAUCCCCGAACGGAGAGAUUAUGGGCUACAUUAUGGGCAAAGCGGAAGGUCAAGGCGAAAGCUGGCACGGUCACGUAACGGCCCUAACGGUGUCACCCGACUUUCGACGACUCGGGUUAGCGGCAACCUUGAUGAGUUUCCUUGAGGACGUUAGUGAAAAAAAACGGUGCUAUUUUGUAGAUCUGUUUGUCCGCGUUAGCAAUAAGGUAGCGAUCGAUAUGUACACCAAGCUAGGAUACAUCGUUUACCGGACGGUGCUCGAGUAUUAUGUCGGCGAUCCGGAUGAGGAUGCGUACGACAUGCGAAAAGCAUGUUCGAGAGAUGUGCAUAAAAAAUCCGUCAUACCGCUAGAGCAUCCGGUUCGACCAGAAGAGGUAGACUGAUAAACCGU